GGGGGGGGCUCCUAGGACCGGAAGUGGAGCGUCCGCUGCUUUUAGUGAGUAUCCAGAGCUGAAACCCCAGGAUGAAUGUGUGUUGCUCCCAGAGGUCACUGUGAGACUUAAGAGGAACCUUGUGUGCUGUCUAUUCUGUCACCUGCGGUGGUCCUGUCCCAAGAGAGAGAAAGAAAAUUAGCUCUUUGAAGAGAAGGUGGCUCCUGUUGCUCGCACUGGGGAUGGAUGAGAGUAGUUGGUCCAAGUGAUCAGAACUGAGGCAGUUUUGUGACAGCGCUGUGAUUGGCACCAUGCCACCUCCCAGAACAAGGGAGGGCAGGGAUUACCGAUUCUACCAUCGUGCUCCCAGUGGGGAACAGGCCCAGGAGAAGUGGGACUGGAACUGUCCAAAAGCACGUGGCCUUCUGGAAGACGCCUUCUUCCGUGAUGAAGAUUACAUCCGCCAGGGCUCUGAGGACUGCCAGAAGUUCUGGACCUUCUUUGAGCGUUUGCAGAGAUUCCAGAAUCUCAAGCCCUCCAGGAAGGAGGAGAAAGAGCCUCGACGGUGCAAGCACCGCAUCCCAGCGCUGGCCGACCUGCCUCGCACUUACGACCCGCGCCACCGCAUCAACCUCUCCCUGCUGGGCCCUGACCUCCGGGGCUCGUGGGGACUGCCCCCAGAGAGGGUGUCCGAGUUCCGCUGGGCCCUGUUGCACUACCUGGACUUUGGCCAGAAGCAGGCGUUUGGGCGGCUGGCCAAGCUGCAGCGGGAGCGGGCAAUGCUUCCCAUAGCCCAGUAUGGGAGCCGCAUCCUGCAGACGCUGACCGAGCACCAGGUGGUGGUGGUGGCUGGUGACACAGGCUGUGGCAAGUCCACUCAAGUGCCCCAGUGUUUGCUGGCUGCUGGCCUCAGUCGUGUGGCGUGUACUCAGCCCAGGCGGAUCGCCUGCAUCUCACUGGCCAAGCGCGUUGGUCUCGAGAGCCUCAGUCAGUAUGGCUCACAGGUUGGCUACCAGAUCCGCUUUGAGAGCACCCGUUCAGCCGCCACCAAGAUUGUGUUCCUGACAGUGGGGCUGCUCCUGCGGCAAAUCCAGCGGGAACCCAGCCUGCCCCAGUACCAGGUCCUGAUCGUGGAUGAAGUCCAUGAACGGCACCUCCACAACGACUUCCUCCUGGGUGUCCUUCGGUGCCUGCUGCCCAGGCGGCCUGACCUCAAGGUCAUCCUCAUGUCGGCCACCAUUAACAUCUCACUCUUCUCCAGCUACUUCGACCAUGCCCCUGUGGUGCAGGUGCCUGGGAGGCUCUUCCCUAUCACGGUCGUGUACCAGCCGCAGGAGGCAGAGCCGGCAGCGUCCAAGUCAGAGAAGCUGGACCCUCGGCCUUUCCUGAGGGUUCUGGAGGCCAUUGACAAUAAGUACCCACCGGAGGAGCGGGGUGACCUUCUGGUCUUCCUCAGUGGCAUGGCGGAGAUCAGCACUGUGCUGGAGGCCGCCCAGACCUACGCCAGCCACACCCAGCGCUGGGUGGUGCUGCCGUUGCAUAGUGCCCUCUCUGUGGCUGACCAGGACAAGGUAUUCGAUGUGGCACCCCCAGGAGUCCGGAAGUGUAUCCUCUCUACCAACAUUGCUGAAACCUCAGUCACUAUUGAUGGGAUCCGCUUUGUAGUAGAUUCUGGGAAGGUAAAGGAGAUGAGCUACGAUCCACAGGCCAAACUGCAGAGGCUGCAGGAGUUCUGGAUAAGCCAGGCCAGUGCUGAGCAGCGGAAGGGCCGGGCAGGCCGCACGGGGCCUGGGGUCUGCUACCGCCUCUAUGCUGAAUCCGACUACGAUGCCUUUGCCCCCUACCCUGUCCCGGAAAUCCGGAGGGUGGCUCUGGAUGCACUGGUGCUACAGAUGAAGAGCAUGAGUGUAGGGGACCCUCGAACCUUCCCCUUCAUUGAGCCCCCACCACCAGCCAGCCUGGAAACUGCCAUCCUCUACCUCCGAGACCAGGGGGCCCUGGAUAGCUCAGAGGCCCUCACCCCCAUUGGGGCCCUGCUAGCCCAGCUGCCCGUGGACGUUGUGAUUGGUGAGUCCUCCCCCAGUGAUCACACAGGGCACUGCUCACUUGGAGGAACCAGUGGCAGGCCAGUGUCUUCCCUGGGCCCAGUUCAUUUGUUCAUGAGUACUCAGUGCCCAGUGUUGGGGUACAGCAGCAGACAAAACAGACACACAUCCGUGCCCUUGGAUUGCGGAGAUGCCAAUGGGGAUGAGUCAAGUGCACAGUGGACCAGCAGGCUAAGGGCUACAAAGGAAAGAAAAGAGGUGGUAGGCAGUGUGUGUGUGUUGUAGGUGGGGGCUGGCACUGCAUCCUGCAGGCCUCAAGGCAAG
Castor canadensis (American beaver) is the source of this 2348-nucleotide messenger RNA. Lineage: Eukaryota; Metazoa; Chordata; Mammalia; Rodentia; Castoridae. The record is from RefSeq and is a predicted model, not a curated record.